AUGAUGUCCUGCAGCCGCCGCAUCGCGGCCCUGGCGUCGCUCCGUCCGCGCUUUGCCGUCCGCGCCUACUCCGCGACCGUCCCUCGUUUGUCAGAGAACCGCAUGGCCGCCAACGACCCCAACGUGCCCGCGGUCAAGCCCAGCGUCUCUGCUUCCAAUGCAGUUCUGUCCGACACCAUGAGCUCUUGGGAUGGUCUUAUGGAGGAGGACCCGAUCAAAGCGGAGCGUAUCCGUAGCCUCCAGGCUCCGAAUCGUGCCAAUACCUGGGCCGCCAGCCAGCAGCCCCGCGAGGAGGCCAUGACCGGCCCCCGUUUCGAGCAGACCAUUAUGGAGACUCAGCCGCAACCCAUGGCCGCCAUUGAGCUCAUUCACAAGCAGCCCGUGCGGUGGGUAAAGUCCAAGGUUGUCAGCUGCGACGGUGGCGGUGGCCCCCUCGGCCACCCCAAGGUCUUCAUCAACACCGACAAGCCCGAGAUCGCGACCUGCGGCUACUGCGGGCUACCAUUUGCUCAUGAGCACCACCGCUCCUACCUCGAGUCCCUGCCGGCUACCAGCUAUCCCCUCAAGCCCACCGGCAGCGCCGCCGAGGUGAAUGAGACCCAGCGUGUGACCGAGGGUGGCUUGGAGCAGCGGUAG
Molecule: messenger RNA, 636 nt
Organism: Penicillium macrosclerotiorum
Lineage: Eukaryota; Fungi; Ascomycota; Eurotiomycetes; Eurotiales; Aspergillaceae
Product: zinc-finger domain-containing protein
Exons: 3
Coding region: 1-636 (211 amino acids)
Biological process (GO): mitochondrial electron transport, NADH to ubiquinone
Source: RefSeq, a predicted model, not a curated record